GAGCUAUAUAAGCCGUGCAGCUCAACCCUUUCAGCAUCAGUUGUUAGCUGCAUAUCCUCUGGAGUCAAGCUCAGAAACCAACCACAAAACCAAAAACAUGAAAUUCCUAUCAGUUGCCUUUGUUCUGGGUCUGCUGGCCCUGGCCAACGCCAAUCCCCUGACUCCUGGCAAUGUCAUCAUCAACGGCGAUUGCCGCGUCUGCAAUGUGAGGGCCUAAGGGCAGGAAAGAUGCAGCUGUAGAAAGAUUCCACUUGAAGUUCACAUACAGUCACAUAUUAUUAAGACGAAAAUGUAAUAGAAAUUCCAAGAACCAAUUGACCAAAUUACAAAUAUUCAAACAAAA
Molecule: messenger RNA, 343 nt
Organism: Drosophila yakuba
Lineage: Eukaryota; Metazoa; Arthropoda; Insecta; Diptera; Drosophilidae
Gene: BomS3
Product: bomanin Short 3
Exons: 2
Coding region: 98-217 (39 amino acids)
Biological process (GO): defense response
Source: RefSeq, a predicted model, not a curated record